Messenger RNA from Micromonas pusilla CCMP1545, 1158 nucleotides. RefSeq names its product Mg2+ transporter-e family. The transcript has 2 exons. Gene Ontology annotation, biological process: monoatomic cation transport. The coding region runs from base 40 to 1158 and encodes 372 amino acids. Lineage: Eukaryota; Viridiplantae; Chlorophyta; Mamiellophyceae; Mamiellales; Mamiellaceae. Gene Ontology annotation, molecular function: monoatomic cation transmembrane transporter activity. The record is from RefSeq and is a predicted model, not a curated record.
UGGCGCGCGCAGACGCCCGCGACCCCGGGGUGCGCGGCGAUGGCGUCGCGCUGCCACGGCGCGCUCCCGAGCGCCGCGUCCGCGACGCGCGCGCUCCGCGCGUCGUCGCGUCGACGCCGCGCCCCGUCCCGUCCCCGACGCGAGUCGCGACGUCCACCGAUUCGCCCCGAGUCGCGCUCAUCCCGCGCGCGUCCCGUCGCCGCGUCCGCCGCGAAAGACGGCGCGCGCGCGCGAGUCUCGGAGAGGGAGAAAGCCGAGAGCCUGCGGGUGCAGAGGGACCUCGCGCGGAGGCUCAUGGACGCGCAGACGGGCUGGGUCCGCGCGCCCGGCGCGGCGAAGAAGCGCGCGAAGACGACGUCGCGCGAGGAUGACGAGGAUCCGACGUCGUCGAGCGCGCGCGCGCCGACGACGACGCGAGGGGAGGGCGACGACGACGACGAGGCGCGCGACGACGACAACGACGACGACGCCUCCGACGCCUCCGUCUCGCCGCCGACCGACGAGUACGGCACCGUCGCGGACGAGGCGUGGACGCGAGGGCAGUGGCUCCUCGGCCUCCUCGUGCUUCAGUCCACGUCCUCCGUCGUGCUUCAAAACUACGAGGUUCUCGUGCGCGAAAACAUCGUCAUCACGCUCUUCCUAACGAUGCUCGUCGGCGCGGGCGGGAACGCGGGGAACCAGAGCGCGAUCAGGGUCAUUCGCGGCCUCGCCACGGGGGAGAUGACGCCGACGUUCGCGUGCUUCAAGGCGACGGUGUGGCGACAGGCGAGGGUCGGGCUGCUCCUCGCGACGGGCCUCGGCGCCGGCGGGUUCGCGCGCGUGCUAAUCACGGAGCUCUCCAUGAACGCCGGCGCCUCUCUCACUGCGUCCGACGUCAUCGCGUCCGACGUCGCGCAACAGACGCCGGUUGUCGGCGCCGCCGCCAUCGCGACGAGUCUGUUCGUCAUCGUCACGAUGAGCACGGUGACGGGCAGCGCGAUGCCGUUCGCGCUCGCGGCGGCGGGGCAGGACCCGGCCAACGCGGGGACGACGAUUCAGGUCGCGAUGGACAUCGCGGGGGUGGUGAUCACGUGCGCGGUGUGCGCGGUCGUGUUUUCGCACGCGGGGGGCGUGGACGUCGUGCAGGGAUCUUUGGUCGCGGGGUUAGGGGGUGGGUGA